AUGGCUGAUAUACAAUACAAUUUCAUUCAGGAAUGGCAGUUCUGGGUGAUUACGUGUCGCUUUACUGACAAAACGCAAUACGAAAUAGAACCAAUUAUUAAAGUUAGAUCAAAAAGCAAAUUUGCAGAAUAUUUAGCUUCUCUUCCUGAUGUUUUACAUCUUCAGCCCAAGCAAAAUAGCAAGAUUUCUCUUGCAUUCUUCUCAGAUAAUAUACAACCUGCUUGGGAAGAUAAAGCUAAUACUGAAGGUGGUUGCAUGUACUUCACUCUGCAAGAUAAACUCAAGGAACGCGCCCAAGAUCUUUGGGAAUACCUUCUCGCCGCUGCUGUAAGUGGCGAAUUAAAUAAUUGGUUAAUUAAUGACGUUAAAGGCAAUGAAAUCUGCGGCGUUAUUGUAUCACCGAAAGUAUAUAACGCAUACUCAUUCGAAAUAUGGACAAGAAGCAAUAAUCAGAAUAAUCAAAGAUUCCAAGCUAAAUUGCAAGAAGAACUGAAAAAACUUCUCAAUUUGGAAUCUGAUCUCAAAAUACAAUGGCUUAGCCAUAGACGUAAGAAAUAA
Trichomonas vaginalis G3 is the source of this 558-nucleotide messenger RNA. Its product is annotated as translation initiation factor protein. The record is from RefSeq and is a predicted model, not a curated record. Gene Ontology annotation, molecular function: RNA 7-methylguanosine cap binding; translation initiation factor activity. NCBI's taxonomy places the organism in Eukaryota, Parabasalia, Trichomonadida, Trichomonadidae. Gene Ontology annotation, cellular component: eukaryotic translation initiation factor 4F complex. Bases 1 to 558 code for a protein of 185 amino acids. Gene Ontology annotation, biological process: translational initiation. The transcript has a single exon.